AGUUGGGGAGGCAAUACAGUAGGAACUAUGACCGUGAAGGCUGUCGUGCUGUCUAUCCUCUUGUGCUUCGUGGGCGCCGGGCUGGGUGUGGGCGCCGAGGGGUCUUGUCCUGAGCCGAGCGAUAUCCUUCCCUGCACAUGUAAUAAUGGCUCCCUUGGACUCGUUAUGGACUGCUCCGGGGUAAAAGACGAGCCCGAGCUGGCACAGGUUUUCGCGAUUGAUCUCCCUUCCACAAACUUCUACGAGCUGCUGAUUUCCCACGAUCCAGUGAACCCAGACUACCAACUCCAAUCCCUUAAGGCAACCACGCUGGGGGAGGCGACCUUCGAGCGGGUCGCCAUCAGCGGCACCCAGAUCGUUACCAUCGCCGGGUACGCCCUCGACAAGUCAAAGUCGACCCUCAAAGUCCUCUCUCUCGACGGAAACAGAAUUAAUUCGUUUCCCUUCGAGGCCCUCCCAAGGUACACCAAGCUCACCAGGCUGCUCCUCGCCAACAACAACCUUGAAAUUCUGCCGCAGAUUAUAUCAGAGACGCUCGAGAGUUUGGACGUGCAGGGGAACACGAUGGUGGUUGAAAGCAAGGCCUUUGAGCGCAGUCCUUCCCUUCUCAGUAUUGACCUGUCACGCACGGGCCAGCAGAGCCUCCAGCCGGGCCUCUUCACCCCGCUGGCAAACUUGCAGGAGCUGGACUUGUCGGACAACGAGAUCACGGAGCUGGAGGAGGCGGCCAUCGUCACCGCCGCGUCGUCCAUGUUGUUUCUUGACCUGUCCAGGAACGACAUCACCUUCGUGCGCCACGACUCCAUUGUCGGCCUGUCACCGGGCGGCUUUCUCCUCAUGAACAACAACGGCAUCACGGAGCUGACGAAGGAGUCUUGGCAGCGCAUCUUUGAACAGCUCCAACCCGACGGCUACAUCAGUCUGGCGGAGAACCCGUUGGUGUGUGGGUGUGAGAUGAAGUGGUUGGUGCAGAACGAGACGUACCUCAACCUCCUCACCGACACCACGAAGUGCGCCACCGGUGAAAUGAUCAUCUUCCUCGACCCCAACAUGUUCGACGUCCUCUGUCCAUAGAACUCUUGCCGUGUGCUCCACCUAAGCCAUACAUUUUAACAUUGGGCCAUAUUCUGAAGCAUUUCGGUUUGACAAGACAUUCUCUCUCUCUCUCUCUCUCUCUCUCUCUCUCUCUCUCUCUCUCACACACACACACACACACACAAGCUGACCCAUCUCCCGUCCAGUCAUUGCCGUUGUUGAGGACGCUUCCUCUGCCCGGCCCGUUAGUCCUGGCGGUGUUAUGGUGUAAGCCGUAAGGAUGAGAGGGUAUCGCGGUGGAGGGUGAGGGCCUUGGGAGAGGUGAAGAAAACAUCACUGCUCCCUCCAGAAAGUAGCGGAGGCUUAAGAGUAGAAAGUUACUUGAAAAGACGAUGAGCUUUGAAUGCCUCAAGUAGGACCAUAACCGCCGUGGGUCAGGAAAGUCAACAGAGGGAGGGUCACCGUCCUCUGAUAAAGGCCGCCACCACCAACCCGACGACCCUUCCUCCGCCCCCUCUUUCCCCCCACUCCCUGCCCCUCCUGGCAGUGAGAGAGAGAGAGAGAGAGAGAGAGAGAGAGAGAUUUACAUAGAGAGCUAGUAGUAGUAGUAGUUAUUAUAACAUUAUAACAAACAGCCUUGACAGAUUAUAAUUAUCUAUAUGUUGCACUGAGAUAGACAGAUUGUCUUUUGUACUAACUUACAUUUUAUAAUAGAUACAGAUGAUGAUGAAGCUGUUCCUUUGUCUUAGUGUGCAUAGAGCUAAUACUUUAAUAUUGAAAGAGCUGGCACAGAAUGCACCUUUCUCAGCACUGGCUGUCACUGAUAGCUGAGGAGCCCGGUCAGUGAGUGCUCAACCAAUCAUGAACUUAUGUCCAACAUGUAUGGUAAGGUGGGGUUGAGUGUACAGGAGCUGCCUUGUAUAGGCCAACCGGCCUCUUGCAGACUCCUUACGUUCUUAUGUUCUUAUGUUGGCCAUUGGGGAAUCAAAGUAAUUAGAAAAAAUAUUUAUAAGAAUUUAUUAUCUCAUCCAGGAAAUUGCAUCUAUACACAUUUUUAUACAAGUAUAAUGCAUGAAAACAAUAGAUACAGUAAAAGAAGUCAAUCAAACAACUGACAAUUAUUCACCAAACUUUUCAAAGUUAGUGUUUUUAUAUCUGAUAAGGAACCAAUAUAAUGUACAGAAAGAAGGUAGAAAGCAGAAAACAGGUUUGAAGAAUGGCACUCACCACAUACAUUCAUCAUAAACUUUUAACAUAUGGACAAGUUACCUAAAAAUCAAAGAAAAUAACAAGUGAAUAACACAUAACUUACAGCUAAUAGUUCAGUUUACACUGGGAGGGAGGCUGGAGAGUCUUUCAAUUAUUGAUUAAAGGUAAUGGAAUAAUUUUUAAUUAAGGGUAAAAAGGCAUAUUGAUUGACCCCUUCAGCACUCCCUCCAUAAUGGUGCAACACUGCUAACUCAUGUAGUUAUGGAUGUACCAGUCUAGUUAGAAAACCUUAGUUACAGCCAAUGUCGUUACUACCUUACCCCACUGUAUAGGGCAACUGAAAUCCAUUGAAUGACCGGAAAAUUGCAUAAAAUGCAUACUGUUAUGUCCGUGAUAUAAAUGGUGUGUGGUUGGUGCACAAAUCUACAGUACAAGCAGUGAUGGGUGAGGAUGGAUGACUACAAUGACAUGUGUGGCAGACAGUGUAUACCCAAACUUACUUUUGAAUCUGAAAUUAAUUACAACUUUCUUUUGGCUCAAAUUAUAACAUUUAGAAGUUUUGCAUUUACAAGUAGGAAAGUACCUGUAUAACUUAUUACAAAUCAAGGUUAGACAUCAAAUAAACCCAAACAGAGCUGGGCAUACAUGAGCCAAGGGGAGAAAGUCAGUUGUUUAAGAAUUUGUACAGUUUUUCUAUCACUUGUAAAAAAGUUAAUAUGAGGUGAUGGGAUACCUAAUAUAUAUAUAUAUAUAUAUAUAUAUAUAUAUAUAUAUAUAUAUAUAUAUAUAUAUAUAUAUAUAUAUAUAUAUAUAUAUAUAUAUAUAUAUGCAUGCACAUACACACACGCACAUUUAUGCAUGUCAAUAUACUUUUGCAAUCCAUAUUUUCCUGUUCACCUAUGAAAGCCAUAUGUCUUAGGCAUCAAAGGAAAUGGUAGUUAUUUUUCAAUUCUAACUUCGUCACCAUUUUGUGAGCUAAAAAUCCAUAGUGAGGAUGUUCGGCAAACUGCUCAGACAGUAAUCUCCACCUAUACUUUA
Molecule: messenger RNA, 3282 nt
Organism: Eriocheir sinensis (Chinese mitten crab)
Lineage: Eukaryota; Metazoa; Arthropoda; Malacostraca; Decapoda; Varunidae
Product: oplophorus-luciferin 2-monooxygenase non-catalytic subunit-like
Exons: 3
Coding region: 28-1074 (348 amino acids)
Cellular component (GO): extracellular matrix
Molecular function (GO): protein binding
Source: RefSeq, a predicted model, not a curated record